Messenger RNA from Closterium sp. Naga37s-1, 1740 nucleotides. NCBI's taxonomy places the organism in Eukaryota, Viridiplantae, Streptophyta, Zygnematophyceae, Desmidiales, Closteriaceae. The record is from the annotation of a GenBank genome assembly.
AUGCUCAAAAAACAAAUUACAUUUCUCACAUCUUCUGCCUUCUCUUGGUGCUCUAGCGGGUCGUUGUCCUUGCUCCCUGCCCCUCGCCCUUGCUCCCUGCCCCUCGCCCUUGCUCUCUGCCCCUCGCCCUUGCUCCCUGCCCCUCGCCCUUACUCUCUGCCCCUCGCCCUUGCUCUCUGCCCCUCGCUCGCCCUUGCUCUCUGCCCCUCGCCCUUGCUCCCUGCCCCUCGCCCUUGCUCUCUGCCCCUAGCCCUUGCUCUCUGCCCCUCGCCCUUGCUCUCUGCCCCUCGCCCUUGCUCUCUGCCCCUCGCCCUUGCUCUCUGCCCCUCGCCCUUGCUCUCUGCCCCUCGCCCUUGCUCUCUGCCCCUCGCCCUUGCUCUCUGCACCUCGCCCUGCUCUCUGCCAUCGCCCUUUCUCUGCCAUUCGUCCUUUGCACUCUGCCUUCUGAAAUUCGACCUUUGCUCUCAGUCCUUCGACCUUCUCUCUGUCCUUACGUCCUUCGCUGUCCUUUCCAUGCCAGGUGGUCAUGUCGCCGCACGGGCGGCGCGUACUCAACUCACGGAGCAGAAUAUUCUCAUUGGAGUGCAACAGUGUCGUAUCCAGAACUUGGAGGCUGAUUCUGUUAAGCUUCAGGCCUUGAUUGAGCAGCUGACCAGGGAGGUGCAGUUGAUCCCUAAGGAAAACGACACCUCCAGCCUCAUUCAGGACCUGCACAACACUCUUCAGUUCGUGCAGGAUCAGCUCAAGAAGCAGGAGAAAAGCAUCUCUGUGCUUCAGACCCAGUACAGGGAGAUCCGGCGUGGAAACCUCUACCAGCCUGCUCCUGCAGCAGAGCGAGUCGCCAACGCCGCUAACAGCCGUGCUGCACCUGCUGAUGCACCUCCUGCUGUUCCUCCUCCUACUGGAGCACGUGCUGAGCCUCCUACUGCAGCAGCAACUGCCUUUGGCUCCUGCCCUUCGGCCCUGCCUCGUUUUGUCCAUGGCAAGACCGACGUCGAGACUUGGCUCUCCAUUGCGGAGGACUUUAUGUCCAUCCACAAUGUGCGUAGCGAGGCUCGUGUGGUCGCUGCAACCCUUGCCCUGGACGACACUGCGAGCAAGUUGGUGUAUGCCAACAAGCGCCACGCAGAGGCUAAUGGCCAUCCUUUUGGCUGGGAGGAGUUCAAAGCUGCCAUGCUGGCGGCAUUCCUGAGUCAGCCCCCGGCGCUCGAGGUGCGUAGCCGCCUGGAGAACAUCCAGUACGGUAACCAGCCUGUACGCGAGUACGCCAAGGAGUUUGAGAAAACUCUGUCGCUGCUGAAGACUGCUCUUCCUGAGAGCGAGGUCAUCCACCAGUUCUUCAAGGGUCUCCUUGAGCACAUCAAGCGUGUGCAUGUUGUGCGCGGGGAGCACCAGUGGAGGACCUACAAGGAGUGCAAGGAGCAGGUCAUUGACACGGAUGUGAAUUUCCGUGCGUACAUGACUCACGCACACAGGGGCAGUGGCUCUUGGAAGAGGCCCUAUCAGCAGAAGGGGGAAUCCUCUGGGACUCAGUCCAAGAGGGCCCAUGCUGGGCCUGCCAAGGAUCCUCAGGAUGAGGAUAAGCCCCCGGCAGGCUGCCGCAUCUGUGGCAAGCUCGGGCACAAGUCCUAUCACUGCCGUUGGAGGAAGUCCGUCAAGAACUCCGGCAAGCCCAACCAGGGCAAGAAGCCGGAUGGUUCUGGCCCUUCGGGCCCGAAGGAUUUUCCGAAGUCCAACUAG